CCAUGAGGCAGAAACACUACCUGGAGGCUGCGGCGUGGAGUCUACGCGAGAGCUGCCCGGGCCAGGCCCGCUAUCUCCUCUGGACGUACGGCUCGUUACACGGUGAUAAUAGUACUUUUGAAAGAACAUGCCCAUACUGUUUCCAGUUGUUAGUUCUGGAUAACUCUCGAGUACGUCUCAAACCCAAGGCUAAACUGACACCCAAAAUACAGAAACUUCUUCAUCGAAAAGCAAGAAAUUAUACACUCAGUUUUAAAGAAGCAAAAAUUGUGAAAAAGUACAAAGAUUCCAAAAGUGUACUGUUGAUUACUUGUAAGACAUGCAAUAGAACAGUUAAACAUCAUGGUAAAAGCAGAAGCUUUCUAUUGGCACUGAAGAGCAGUCCUGCCACUCCUACCAGUAAACUCAGCCUGAAGACACCAGAGAGGAAGACACCAGAGAAAAAGACUCCACAGUCUGCAAACUUAAAUCAUAUGUCUGGUUCCAAAAGCAAGAGCCCAGCAUUAAUUUUCAGAACACCUACAUCUGGACACUCGACACCCAUUUGUUCUUCAAAGAAUGUGAGGAAAAGAAAGAAACACUUCUCUCAACUAAAAAUGUUGCUUAGUCAAAAUGAAUCUCAAAAGAAUCCAGAGGUGGACUUCAGAAAUUUCCUGUCUUCUCUGUGAAGGGCGGGACUUUGAAAGUCAGGAAUGUCUAGUGCAGUUUCUGAAACUAAAGUUUAUGAGCAACUUUUUUUUUUUAACUUUUAUUUAUUCUUUGAAUACAUGGAAACUGGAUCCAAGAACAAAUUUCUUAGCAUCCCUCAAUAUUUAUGGGAAAAAUAUCUCACAGGGAAGGUAGUUGUGAGGAUCAAAACAUGAGUGAAUGGUUCUUGUAAAUAGUGAAGGUGUAUUUGGACAUCGAGUAAUGGUACUAUUUUCUCCUUUAGUUUUAAGCAGAUUUCAUUAUGCCAUUUUCUUUAAAAGGAAAUUGAGAUCUUAAUAAUAAGAGGGUCUAUUCAUUAAGAUACCUUCCAUGUCUUUAGCCUUAUUACUAAUUCACAAAAGGGAUCAAGUGUGUGUCCUUAUUUUCUCAGUCAUAGUCAUAACUGUAUUAGUAAAAAUCUGAUUAUUCCUAUUUUGAAUGCAAAAAUAAGAAUCUGACACAUUCUCUUUUUUUGGUGUUAGGACCUCACAGAUGCUAGUCAUGUACUCUAUCACUGACCUAUACUCAGCCCAAUAUUCUUGAUUAUAAGUGAUUAAAUAAAACACUGAAAUUUCCAUUCUUAGAACUUUCUGUUGUUGCUAUAGUAAUAUUUUUCCUGAAAGUGGCAUUUUAAUUUGCUUUGGUGAAGACUUAUUUCUGUGUCUAAAAAUUGUAUCAAUAUAACAUAGUAACAAUUUUUCUUAAAACAACAGCAUAAUUUUUUGGUUUUUGCAGGACUGGUAU
Molecule: messenger RNA, 1431 nt
Organism: Castor canadensis (American beaver)
Lineage: Eukaryota; Metazoa; Chordata; Mammalia; Rodentia; Castoridae
Gene: Rmp24
Product: ribonuclease MRP subunit p24
Source: RefSeq, a predicted model, not a curated record